GCCUUCGUUGUUGGGUUGCUUUCGUCGUUCGUGGAUCCGCCGCCAUCUGACCCGGCGCUGCUCUCCCCACCAUGCCGCCCAAGUUCGAUCCCAACGAAAUCAAAGUCGUGUUCCUGAGAUGCACUGGCGGGGAAGUUGGAGCAACAUCUGCUCUGGCUCCCAAAAUUGGUCCUUUGGGUUUGUCUCCAAAGAAGGUGGGAGAUGACAUUGCCAAGGCCACUGGUGACUGGAAGGGGCUAAGGAUCACCGUGAAGCUGACUAUCCAGAACAGGCAAGCACAGAUUGAGGUUGUACCAUCAGCCUCUGCUUUGAUUAUCAAAGCUCUGAAGGAGCCUCCUCGUGAUCGCAAGAAGCAGAAGAACAUUAAACACAGUGGCAGCGUUAGCUUCGAUGAGAUUAUCAACAUCGCCCGGCAGAUGAGACAUCGGUCCUUGGCCCGGGAACUCUCCGGGACUAUUAAGGAAAUCCUGGGAACUGCUCAGUCUGUUGGCUGCAGCGUUGACGGAAGACACCCGCAUGACAUCAUCGAUGACAUCAAUAGCGGUGCGAUUGAAUGCCCGGCGAGCUAAGGCCACCACCUAAAUGGACUGGAUGCAACUAUUUUCCUGUUCUUGUACGAUAAAUGUAGUUUGUUUGGCUGAUGCCAUAAAGGAUGGAGUCCUUCCUCAGGCAGAUUUUCCUCACCCCCUCUCCGGUUUUGACUCUUAGGGCCUGAUUCCAUCACAGUCCCUUUGGCGUGUUGAAAGGGUUGUGUAUGCAUUUCAAAAAUAAAAAAAAUUGCACCAGGUUAACUCA
This is a messenger RNA of Candoia aspera, 795 nucleotides long. It is a transcript of the gene RPL12, whose product is annotated as ribosomal protein L12. Gene Ontology annotation, molecular function: structural constituent of ribosome; large ribosomal subunit rRNA binding. Lineage: Eukaryota; Metazoa; Chordata; Lepidosauria; Squamata; Candoiidae. The transcript has 7 exons. The record is from RefSeq and is a predicted model, not a curated record. Bases 72 to 569 code for a protein of 165 amino acids. Gene Ontology annotation, biological process: translation. Gene Ontology annotation, cellular component: cytosolic large ribosomal subunit; ribosome.